This is a messenger RNA of Cylindrotheca closterium, 4704 nucleotides long. NCBI's taxonomy places the organism in Eukaryota, Bacillariophyta, Bacillariophyceae, Bacillariales, Bacillariaceae. The record is from the annotation of a GenBank genome assembly.
AUGAAUUCCUCGUUAAUAUCAACAACGCCAGUCAGUCAGCCUCAGUGUCCCUCUCGACUCAUUUUUUGGCAGGAUGAUCCUUCCUUUACUGCUUCACCGUUUGUUCCCUCGAACAUGGUCAAGUGGUUUCAUGAACGCUGGUAUCGCUUUGGAAGAAGCAAUGAUUUGGUUAAUUUCAUAAUAAAUAACGAUGAUAAUGACAGUGAUGAUGGACAAUAUAGAACGGGUUUGUUUGCCACCACCAUCAUUACCGGAACCAUUAUCUUCAUUUGGAUGUCCCUGAUACUCGUGUAUUCUCAACGGCGACGCCACAAACUGCCGGGACAAAAGAAACAGCAAGAUAUUUACCGCAAAAUUAAGCAAAAGGAAGUACUCUUACAAUAUGAACAGGACGAAGAAGAAAACAAAUACUUUGGAAGACCCUUUUCCAAGCCACUGCCACCGAGAGAACCUGAAAAGCCAGAGGAGCUUGUUGACAACAAUACUGACCCUUCAACUGAAAUCGCGUCAUCUCUCAGUCCAGAAGAACAGAAAUUGCGCGAAACUAGAAUACGAGACUACAAUCGAGACCUGCGGAGGUAUCAAUCGGAUCUAGUUGGUUGGAACUACGCCAGAGCGGUCUACAAGCGACGCAUCAACUGUACGCGCAUCACAGUGGUGGUAGGAUGUCUAGUCGUCAUUAUAGGCUCGACACUCUUUUACAUCCAAGGAGCCAAGCAUUUAUCAAAAGCGGUCCAGGAUUCCAAAGUUACUUUAACACAAGUCCAAACGGAUACCCAACAAGAAAUGGAUCGGAUACAAGGCUUUCUCGACUUUUCGCAAUCGUCCAACAUUACUCAAAUUCUGGAUCACACCAAUUCCUAUUGUCCUUUGGUGAAACCGCGGAUUUGCAGGAAUUUGCUGUUGGACGAAGAUUGCGAUUGGAGUGGAAUACCACACGGUAGCUUGGUGAAGAGUUGGAUCUCGACCUUGAUUCAGUAUCAGACCAAAAUGUCAAAUACCAUGCACAACUUGCACCACGACUUACAUUCCAGCCAAGUGGAAAUUGACGAUUGGGUAUCCACCUUGGAAAAUAUGGAACUCGGUUUGACACUAUCCACAAUCUUUGUCUUUUUGCUGGAUGCACUCUGUCUCUACAUUUUAUUGGGGGUGGCACUCGCUUGGUCCAAACGACGAAAGGUUCCCAACUGUUUUAUUUGGAUUCGAUCCUAUUGUCUCAUUCCGCUCUUUGCAUUGGUGGUAGUAGUCUGUUGGAUAUUUGCAUCGACCUUUGUGCUAGCAUCCCUGACGACGAGUGACUUUUGUCAUGAUGGGCCGACGGAAAAGGUGGUGGCCUUGGUGCAACGAGGCGACGGAUCAAUAUCGCCAACCUUGCGCGAUUUGAUUCGACAUUUUGUGACCAGCUGUUCGAAUGUCUUUGUUCCGGAUAUUUUCAGUUCGGAUAUUAAUCAACUCGUACAAAGUGUAAGGGAUACCAAAAUGCUACAAUCGAACAUUAUCAUUUUUGCCAAUGGGGACAUUAAAGAUACCUGUGGACCAUUUUCGGAAUCCAUAUUGUCGGGGGUGGCCAGCAUGGCCGAAGGGGAAUUGUGUCAGGCGGCUUCCAUCUUGCACGAAACGAGAAUCCAUGCGGCCUGUAGCACAUGGAAUCCAAUCUUUACAUCCUUGGCACAAGACAUGCUUUGCAAUGAUGCCAUGGAUGCCUUUGCUUGGAUUACAUUUAGUCAACUGGUCAUUGUGUUUGUGUCCAUGGUCAUUCUCACAUUUCGAGUGGCCAUACUGCCAGUCAAAUAUGUCCGGUGGCAACCACGGGCCAGGGCCUUGUCUCGGCAAGUGACGGCGGAUCUCAAGAAAAUAUCGGCAUUGGCCCAGGCGGUAUCACAAGAAACAUUGAAGAAUACCAAAAUCGAACCAGUCUAUCAUUUGGGAUAUGCAUCCAGUAGUUCCAGUGGCACCUCGGAAUCAAUAUCAGAUUAUGCAGAGGUAUCUACCACAGAGCCAAGUUAUUACAGCGACUCUAACAGCUUGCAAAAUCCAUCUGGCACCUUGCCACUGUUACGGCCUCCAGAGAUUCCGCCCAAAAUGGUGGAUUACGAGGAAGAUUCCAGCGAGUCACCCAAGAAGACAGAAUCGAACAAGACCUUGGUAUCAUCCAACCAACAGCAGGCGGCACCAAUCAUGACACAAGUAGUAUUGGAGAUGGAAGAAUACGAAUCAGAUGACGUGGACGAUGAGAAAAAGCCAGAAUCAGAAUCUCUUCAUUCGGAAACCAUCCAACCUGCUUCGCAGCAAUCCCUGAUUAGUACAACAGCUUCCUCCACUCCAUUAGAAAAACCAGAGUCGUACUCUAUUCAUUCAGAAAGCGUGCCUGUGUCGCAACGGUCCAUGACGAGUAGAGGGGGGUCUAUAGACUCUUCGGUUGAGGAUGUGGUCAAGCCUGAGAGUGCCAUCCGAGUGUUAAUGGCAAAAGGUGCAUCGGUACGGCAAAAAAUUCAAUCGGAUGAUUCCUCGUUUGAAGAAAUCACAUUCCUGGAAGACAGCGACUUUGAGGAGGCCACGUGCUAUUCAAUGAGCAGCCACAAGAGAACCAGCGAUAGCAGUAUGGAGGGAUCGAGGAGGAGCAACAGCAAUUCGGAGCGGAAGUCGCUAGUGUCCGGACACUCAAGGCGGUCAGAACGAUAUCUCCUCAGCCUUGAUGAUGUCGCCGAAGAAUCUCCUCUGGCCAAUAGCCUUUCGCCGAAACCAAGUACGAAAGUUCCUCGAUUUGCUCCUGGAAAUGCAUUCAUGGAUCGUCUUUCCAUUGAUAACACGACUCCAUCAAACAAGGCUGCGAAAAGGCCACCGAAACAAAUGUCACUGCCACUGGAGGUUGAGCUUGGCAGAUUAAAUGCACGGGCAGACACGGCUUCCUCACUUUGUGGAUCCAUGACAGAUGGCUCUAAAUCUUUGUCUGCGGAGAGCGAAAGCAAUGCUUUGGAAGCUUCGUCAACUAAUGAGCAGGCCAAAUUGCUUGCAGAAUCUGAUGCUGGCAUCGAGCCGCCACAAAAUCCAGAACGCAAAGAUGAUACCAGGAGAUCGUCGAGAAGCUUGAGAAAUCUCGAAGAAGUAAGAAACGGUGAGCUAACAAAGGGUGGUGACGAGUCGUUCCACUUCAGCUUGAACUUGGAUAUGGAAACGUAUCACAGUACCGACUUUGGCGAUUUCAGUGCAUCCGAAGGAACUAAUCAGGACACCUUUGCAGCUGCCGAAUAUGAAAUCAUAGAAGAAGUCAUUCCACCAGACCAGAUAUCCCAAAGAAACCUACGUCGCUCGACUUCCAUCAGUGCACUGUCAGUAGAUCUCGAUGACCCUGCUUACACCUCCUUUACUUCAGAAGAAUUGGUGAAGGAUUCAGACGCCAAAGUCUCAUCACAUAGUAGGAGAACUGUAAAUGGCGACGACAAGGGAGUUGACGCGCAACUUCAAUUUCAGAAAGAACUGCUUUGGGAUACAAGCGGCAUGCAGACCAAACUAGAAGACGAAAGUUGGAACAAUAACGACGAUACCACUGCACAUGCAACAGCAUCAAAGCAUAUUGAUAUUAGCGCAUUGCAGCAACGUGUCGAUAGCAUACGAUCGCUUGGAUCUUCGUCCGCCGGUUUACCGAGGGCUAUUGAUUCUGAGAUGCUUGCAGUUGUUGACGAGGCGUGGACAGAAGACCUAAGAGAUGAAAAAGCGCCAUCUUGUGUUCCACCGAAAGCACAAAUGAGAAACCUCGUCAAAAACUUGCGAUCGAAGCAACGCAGUUGGCGUGCAGACAGUGUGAGAUCACAUGGAUCAGGUCAGUCAGACCAGCAGCGUAAGAAACCUUGGCGUGCAGAUAGUGUGAGAUCAUUUGGAUCAGGCCGACCAGACCAGCUCUCUAGACUCUCUGGGGGAGACGCCAGCAUGCUUUCACUCAAUUCUGAUGAUUUGAUGUGGCCGUCUGGCUCGACAAAUUUAUCAGGUGAAUUUGAAUUCAGGAAGCCAAAGAGUAAUCGGUCUUUGGUUAGUUCCCCGUCCAUUGCUAUCAGUGCCGCCACGAUGAAUGAAAAGCAAUUCUACCUUGACGAUAUGGGUGAAUCCUCGGAUAGCUUUGGAUAUGCAGUAUUGCCAUCAAGAGCCAUUGAUUCCGAGAUGCUUGCUGUUGUUGACGAGUCAUGGAGGGAUGAUGUUCAAGACCAAGAAAUGCCAUCGAGUCAACAAGCAAAGGCACAUAUGAGAAACCUGGCGAAGAAAGUCCAGCCUCAACCUCAGCAGCGCAACCGCACCCAACCAAAAGACAUUUUUUUACAGAAGCGACCAGAUAGUAUUCGUUCGCUUGGAAUGGACAGCUUUUCAGGGAGCAUGUCUGGAGGUCUUUCAACAAGCCUAUCCGACGAUUUCGACAACUCCUUCGAUAAGCCGAAGAAACCAAUGAGUGGCUUAUCCUUAGUAUCCAAUUCACCGUCUAUUGCCAUCAGUGCAGCGACUCUUAAUGAAAAGCAGUACCGCCUUGACGAUAUGGGUGGAUCGAGCGACAGCUUUGGACAGGCAAUGUUGCCAUCAAGAGCCAUGGAUUCUGAGAUGCUAGCUGUUGUCGAUGAAACAUGGGCUGAAGAUGCACAAGAGUCACCAUCGCCAGCAAAAAAACAAUUGGAAAUGCUCUACAAGCUGGACGAAAAGACAGCACCUAUGACACAGUAG